AUGAUCGGACCGGCAGCAUUUACUACUCUGCGAAUAUACUCGCUCUCGGCCAAGAACAGGAUCCUGGGCGGAGUCGCACUAGUGCUGAGCAUGACACCCAUUCUCAUCAACGCGACCGCUGCAUACCAGCGAUUGCCCAUCAACCUCCCCGCCCCGUUGAACUGUGAAAACGGCAACACUGGGAGCGCGGGAUUUAACAUUGGGUGGGUUUUCUUUCUCAGAUCAUACUCGUCGUGUAUUGUGCUUACUCGUCGGUAUGGCAGAUUAUCCAUUGCCUCAAGAGGUUCUCUUAUCCUCGUGGACUCGCUAGCCGUCGCCGUUACCUGGUGCCAAACGCGUGCGGCGAUCCAGCUGAGAACAGGUACCCUGAAGCGGCUUUCCCUUGAGCAGGUUAUGUGGGAAAAUGGGGCUAUAUAUUUCUGGUCCGCUGCCAAUUUAUUCAACACCGCCGCUCGUCCCCUGACGAGCCCGUCUGUGCUCGAACAGACCAAGGAUCGUCCUACGCUGUGGCGCUCAUUGACCCGUACGGCAAUCUCCCUGGCUGCCUCGUUGCUGCCUUUGCUUACCCGCACGGCGGAACAUGUCAACAGCAUCACAUCCAUAUUGAACGGCCGCUUUCUGCUCGCACUUCACGAGACGAACGCCCGGUUGGAAGGGGCGGUGGGCGCAUCCAUAUCCUCCCUCUCCCUCGGCACCGUGAGCGGCGACGAUCCGGGGGCAGGCCCGUCUAUGCUCCCGCAAUUCCUCGGUCCGAUCGGCGGCCCCGUCCACUCAUUCGACGACGAUUCGGAUGAUGACAACCUCGACGACGACGUGGAAUCGGUAGACUUCGCACAGCCUUCGCAGGCUAGGUCGCAGUCACCUGAGUUCGAAGUAGGAGAGUGA
This is a messenger RNA of Trametes versicolor FP-101664 SS1, 885 nucleotides long. RefSeq lists its product as uncharacterized. The transcript is spliced from 7 exons. Bases 1 to 885 code for a protein of 294 amino acids. The record is from RefSeq and is a predicted model, not a curated record. NCBI's taxonomy places the organism in Eukaryota, Fungi, Basidiomycota, Agaricomycetes, Polyporales, Polyporaceae.